CAUUUGGGCUGCCCGGAGCCACACUGAUAAAAUGACGUGAGUGGUUGACGAUGCUAAAUGGCAGCACUUGAAAUAGCCUACCUGCCAGCCUGCGCACCCACUUGCUGAUGCGAUCACGACCCCAUUAAGAGCGUUUCAGCUACCGCGGCGCGCUGGCCAGCUCCUCCGUCCGGUUUCUCCCCUUCAGGACGUUCAAAUCUGAGGAGGAAAGUGGAACUCGACCCAGAAAAAAACUCAUUUGUUGACUGCAGUUUGUUUUUUCUUGUGUCUCCACUUUAAGGAGCUUUAACUUUAAAGUCACAGAGGGGAAGAGAUGGAUAUUGAUCGACCGACAAAUGUCUCCUUUUUUGAUUUUGUUGGAGGAGUUCAACUUCUCCAGGGGGAGGACACCAGGACUGCCAUGCCUGUCAUCCUGAUCGGGAUCUGCGUGUCCGGAGCGGUUGGGAAUUUGCUCGUUUUGCUCAUUUUCAUCCGUGACUUUAGGAACGGGAAGGGCUCCGAGGUGAAAGCUCUCCUCGCCUCUCUGGCGUCCACGGACUUGGUGAUCCUGCUGCUGUGCGCCCCGGUGCGCGCCGUCACCUACUACAGGCAGACCUGGACCUUGGGGAGUUUUGUCUGCAGCACCACGGACUGGUUCCAGCACUCGUGUGUGGUUGCAAAAACUUUAAUCCUCGCGGCGACCACAAGAGCCAAACACACAUUUGUUCCCAGCACCGCCACGGGGCCCCUCUACAGCCCGACGUGGAUUCACGGAGCCCUGGCGUUCAUUUGGAUUGUGUCCAUGAUGUUUCCGAUUCCCCAGAUGCUUUUCGCCUCUUUGGUGCCGCAUGGCAGCGACACUAUUUGCGUCUCUCAAAUGCCAGUGUGCGCGUCUGACUUCAUGAGUUUGUUCUACAAGAUUUAUCCAACCGCAACCUUCGUGGUGCCGAUCUCCUUCACACUUGCCUACUACACAAAAACGCUGCACUCCGCGGUGAAUCACGCACCGAGCCCGCACCACCAGAGCAAGGUUACCCUGGUUCUGCUGUGUCUAAGCGGCGCCCUCGGGCUCAUGCUGCUGCCAGAGUGGGGGACAUUCACCUGGAUCAGGCUCGGCUACAACAAACCUCCUGUGGGGUUGAUCAUCUUCGCGCAAGUCCUCCUUUACGCAUGCAGCUCCCUCUCUCCGGUGAUCCUGAUGACCAUGUACGACGACGUGCGCCAGGGACUGAUCGCCAUCUGGCUCAUCGCGAGCUGCAGGGGCUCAAAGCAGCUCCCCAGCGACAAGUGUCCCAAAACGGAGGACAACGGAGCAGAACUCGGAGCCAAUGCCGUCGCCAACGCGGUCUCACCGGAGAAGGAGAAGACCUUCCCAGAUGUGGAGCACUUUUGGACAGGGCGCAGGAAUACGCACGUCGAGGAGGAGCAGGAUCCGGUUCCGUGGGAGAGAGAGGAGAAAAUGUUGUAGAAUCAGACGUGAAAGUGUCUUUUUUUUUUUCCCUUUUUAAAAUCAAAAGAGUUCAUCUUGUUCUCAGCUGGUUUCUAGUCCGUUUGACCCGCAGUGCUGACCCCUCGUUGAACGGCUGUAGUGGCCUGUUUGCUUGUCGUGAGUUUUGAUUAGAUGUAUAAAAUAAUAAACUUGUACACUCUCAUGUUUUGAUGUUACACAUGUUUCUACUAUCUAUUUUGAAUAUUUGUUCUUGCCUGCAGUACUUGCUGCGUUGUCAAGUAGAAUAACACCUUUAUUAGAGGAGGUUUGUACAAAUGUGAAGCCAGCACACUCAAACAUCCAGGGGGGGUUUGUUGUGAUUGUGUACGUGUAAUGCAUAACGUGGAUAUUAAAACAUUCUCAAAUAUG
Messenger RNA from Dicentrarchus labrax (European seabass), 1837 nucleotides. Its product is annotated as G-protein coupled receptor 151. Gene Ontology annotation, biological process: G protein-coupled receptor signaling pathway. Gene Ontology annotation, molecular function: G protein-coupled receptor activity. Lineage: Eukaryota; Metazoa; Chordata; Actinopteri; Moronidae. The transcript has a single exon. Gene Ontology annotation, cellular component: membrane. Bases 314 to 1447 code for a protein of 377 amino acids. The record is from RefSeq and is a predicted model, not a curated record.